AUGGCGUGCAUGAGGGCCUUUCCCGAGUGGCAAAUGCAGGAGAAGGACGAGGCGGCCUGUUCCCAUGAGGCUCAGGAACCCUGGGAGCAAGGGAACAGGACCCCUGAGUGGGGGCUGCGGGUGGGCGAGCAAGGGAACACACGCAUCUGCAUCUCUUCCUUCUGCGAAGUGUGUCCCUCUGACCCUGGCCCUGGUGUCCACAGAGCGAAUGUGGCGGACCUGCAGAAGAAGCUUGAGGAGCUGGAGCUGGACGAACAGCAGAAGAAGCGUCUAGAAGCCUUCCUCACCCAAAAGGCCAAGGUCGGCGAGCUUAAAGACGAUGACUUCGAAAGGCUCUCAGAGCUGGGAGCUGGCAAUGGCGGGGUGGUCACCAAAGUGCAGCACAGGCCCUCAGGCCUCAUCAUGGCCCGCAAGCUCAUCCACCUGGAGAUCAAGCCUGCCAUCCGGAACCAGAUCAUCCGAGAGCUACAGGUCCUGCAUGAGUGUAACUCCCCGUACAUCGUGGGCUUCUACGGGGCCUUCUACAGCGACGGCGAGAUCAGCAUCUGCAUGGAGCACAUGGACGGAGGCUCCCUGGACCAGGUGCUGAAAGAGGCCAAGCGGAUCCCAGAAGAAGUCCUGGGGAAGGUCAGCAUUGCGGUUCUCCGCGGCUUGGCAUACCUCCGGGAGAAACACCAGAUCAUGCACCGAGACGUGAAGCCCUCCAACAUCCUGGUCAACUCUCGGGGGGAGAUCAAGCUGUGCGACUUUGGGGUCAGCGGGCAGCUCAUCGACUCCAUGGCCAACUCCUUCGUGGGCACGCGCUCCUACAUGUCGCCGGAGCGCCUGCAGGGCACCCACUACUCAGUGCAGUCAGAUAUCUGGAGUAUGGGCCUGUCGCUGGUGGAGCUGUCCAUUGGGAGGUACCCCAUCCCCCCACCGGACGCCAAGGAGCUGGAAGCCAUCUUCGGCCGGCCAGUGGUCGAUGGGCCCGAAGGAGAGCCCCACAGCGUGUCCCCGCGGCCUCGGCCCCCUGGACGUCCCGUCAGUGGCCACGGGAUAGACAGCCGGCCCGCCAUGGCCAUCUUUGAACUGCUGGACUACAUUGUGAAUGAGCCUCCCCCAAAACUGCCCAGUGGUGUCUUCACCCAGGAUUUCCAGGAGUUUGUAAAUAAAUGCCUGAUCAAGAACCCAGCGGAGCGCGCCGACCUCAAGAUGCUGAUGAACCACCCCUUCAUCAAACGGUCUGAGGUGGAAGAAGUGGACUUCGCAGGCUGGUUGUGCCAGACGCUGCGGUUGAACCAGCCCAGCACGCCCACGCGCACGGCCGUGUGAGGGGGACGCCGGCCAGACACCCUUCCUGGCCCCAUCUGCCAGCCAGAGACAGGCCUGCCCCCCACGGAAGACGCCUGACCGCCCUGCACUCCCGCCAUUCACUGGCGUGUCGCGCCUGUGCUCGGGGGAAGGGAAGGGGGCGGCUCGCAGUCUUUGGGACCUGCUUACCUAAGUUUAAAACGGAAGAAAAAAACAAAAAAAAACCGGGAAAGAAAAAGCAAA
This is a messenger RNA of Echinops telfairi (small Madagascar hedgehog), 1536 nucleotides long. It is a transcript of the gene MAP2K2, whose product is annotated as mitogen-activated protein kinase kinase 2. The coding region runs from base 1 to 1314 and encodes 437 amino acids. The record is from RefSeq and is a predicted model, not a curated record. The transcript is spliced from 11 exons. Gene Ontology annotation, biological process: protein phosphorylation. Gene Ontology annotation, molecular function: protein kinase activity; ATP binding. Lineage: Eukaryota; Metazoa; Chordata; Mammalia; Afrosoricida; Tenrecidae.